AUGCCGACGCCGUCUCAUCGCCAUUGCCCUAACCAUCCAAAGGGGGAUCACGGUGACUGUGCUGGAGCAUGCGGUGGGGACGGCAUCCCCGUCAUCGACCUCGGCGUCCUCCUCAACGGCAACGCCGAGGAACGAUCUCAGGCGACACACGAGCUCGGCCAGGCCUGCGAACACUGGGGCUUCUUCAUGGUGAUUAAUCAUGGGGUGCCUGAGGCGCUCCAAGAAGAAGUGAUGGAGGCGUGUAAGGAACUGUACAGCUUACCGAGGGAUGAGAAGGCAGAAUACAUUGCUGCUGGCCCAAAGGAUCCUGUACGUAUUGGAACAGGUCUCUUCUACUCUGACGUCGACGAUGCCAUAUGUCGGAGGGGCUAUGUGAAGAUGGUUGCUCACCCAGAGUUUCACUGCCCUGCAAAGCCUGCAAGGCUGAGAGAUAUUGCUGUGGAGUACUCUGCUCGAACGAGGCAGCUGUGGCUGGAGCUUGCGAAGGUGGUCUCCGAGAGCCUGGGACUUGAUCGUGGCCGCAUUUCUGAAGUCCUAAACCUUGAGUCCUGCUUCCAGAUCCUUGUCGGGAACAAUUACCCGCCAUAUGCUGGCUCGGAUGGGGUUAUGGGAAUUUCAGCCCACUCUGACCACGGCCUUCUCACUCUGCUCUUCCAAAAUGGCGUGGAUGGUCUCCAAGUCAAGCACAACGGCCAGUGGAUCACCGCAAAGCCCCUUCCAGGCUCACUGUUCAUUCUCACCGGCGAUCAGUUGGAGAUUGUGAGCAAUGGAAGGUACAAGGCCGUGCUCCAUCGCGCACUGGUCCACGGUCGGCAGACGAGGAUGUCGUUCGUGAGCCUGGUCGGGCCGUGCCUAGAUGCUGUCGUAGAGCCAGUCCUGGAGUUAGCACAGAAUGACCCCCAGGGCAUGAAGUUCCGGGGAAUCAGGUACAGGGACUACAUGGAGCACCAGCAGAGCAGCAAGAUGAACACAAAAGCAGCACUGGACAUCGUUCGUGUGCAGGGUGACAUAUUGACAUGUGAGAGCACAACUAACAAUUCAACAGAGGCUGAUUCUUCAGGUUACAGUCCUACAAGUUGA
Molecule: messenger RNA, 1080 nt
Organism: Triticum turgidum subsp. durum (durum wheat)
Lineage: Eukaryota; Viridiplantae; Streptophyta; Magnoliopsida; Poales; Poaceae
Source: the annotation of a GenBank genome assembly